GUGAGAGACAGAGCGAGGCGAGCGCCGAUUGGGUGGCUCGGCCCAGAAGGGCAGGACCAACGUGUCCGGACAAAACCCUGACCCUCGGAAUUCAGAGUCCGGAGUCCGUGGGAAUCCGGUGGCGAAAAGUCCCAGGACCUGUUGGAGAGGGGAGCCGGUUCGAAUCUGAGACCUUCCGGGAAAUGGCAGCAGCCAGAGCUGGCCUGGGCCGGAUCCACCCGGAGUCCUCCAUCCUGUUCCUGUGUGACAUGCAGGAGAAACUUCAAGACAAAGACGUCUACUUUCCACAGAUUGUGUCUAUGGCUGCUCGAAUUCUUAUUAAGGUGGCCCGUCUGCUGGGUGUCCCCGCUGUGCUGACAGAGCAGUACCCACAAGGCCUGGGCCCCACAGUUCCCGAGCUGGGGGCUCAGGGCCUGCGUCCAGUGAGCAAAACCUGCUUCAGCAUGGUGCCCUCCUUGUAGCAGGAACUGGACAGCUGGCCCCAGCUGCGGUCUGUGCUGCUCUGUGGCCUUGAGACUCAAGGCUGCAUCUUGCACAUGGUCCUGGAUCUCCAGCUACAGGUCCACGUGGCGGAUGUCCGCUCUUCUCGAAGUGAGUUGAACCGCAUGGUGGCGCUUGCCCGAAUGCAACAGAGUGGCAUCUUCCUCUCCACCAGCAAGGUGCUGAUUUUGCAGCUUGUAAAGCACACUGCCCACCCACAGUUCAAAGAGAUACAGAAGAUCAUUAAAGAGCCAGCUCCAGACUUCGGACUGCUGGGCUUCUCCCCAGGCGAGACCAACCCCCUGGUGCUGAACUCCAGACCCUGACUUGAGGGGGGACUCACUCUCCUGUCACCUAAACAUCAGUGAAACGGUUCACCCGACACACACACAUAUUCCUGGAUCCCAAGAGUGGUGCAGUCCACCAGGAGUACCGCCCCCAUGGGAGGGGAGACGUCGUUCUGCCUCCCGAUUGGACAGGUAGUUCCGGAAAUGCAAAUAGAACUCUGGGUGCAAGGCGAGAAUUGGCUGAUGUUGAGGUAGAGGAGGGGCUGGGCCCCGGGCCACUUCACGGAGUUGGAAAGGGAGGGGGAAGGAAUGUUAUAGACUGGGACCCGGACUCAGAAUAAACAUUGAUGUGGCGGUGGACCGAACCAUUAUUGGGUUUGGGGCACAUCAAAGGGGGCUCCAGGGGUCUGCAGGCAGAAGAAAGGGGGAGGGGGCGUCUCCUGCAGGUGGGGACGGGGAGGUGCCUCGUCUCAGCUCCGAGCCUGCGGGAGACACUGGUCAUCACCACAUCUGCACGGAAGCCGGUGCGCAUCUGCACGAGAAAGCACUGCCGGCCAGGGUCCCCGCCACGCUGCCUGCCGCCCCCACCCCCGUCGGCGCGCGCACGCCCAGCCCCGCUGGCUG
Molecule: messenger RNA, 1391 nt
Organism: Nannospalax galili (Upper Galilee mountains blind mole rat)
Lineage: Eukaryota; Metazoa; Chordata; Mammalia; Rodentia; Spalacidae
Product: isochorismatase domain-containing protein 2-like
Cellular component (GO): cytoplasm
Source: RefSeq, a predicted model, not a curated record